Messenger RNA from Sclerotinia borealis F-4128, 813 nucleotides. The record is from the annotation of a GenBank genome assembly. NCBI's taxonomy places the organism in Eukaryota, Fungi, Ascomycota, Leotiomycetes, Helotiales, Sclerotiniaceae.
AUGUCAUUCUUUAAAUUUUUACGAGUACUGAGAUCUCCUUCUCCACCUGUCCCGCCACCUCCAUCCUCAGCCUUAAGACUCCCCUCCCCCUCUGACCCACUCUUGGUGCCAUCUCCAACUCUAUUCACUGAUGAUGAACCAACAAUGUUCACUGAUGAUGAACUCUAUGGUCCAUUGCUGAAAGCUAUCGCUAUCGCCAUCUAUCCUGAAGGGUUCCUCCCAUCAACUGUCAUAUUGAAAAAGCGGAAGCCUGAUUGGGACGAAGAGUUCGAGACGGAAAAGCGCAUGUAUCGUCAUUUGGCGCCACUUCAAGGAACUGUCAUCCCGCACUAUUAUGGAGAAGCAGUUUAUGAUGGAUCUCCUGCACUUGUAUUAUCCGACAUUGGUGGGGAAAUACUUGAGGAUGAUUCGAUUAUAAAGUGUAGACAUGAUCAUAAUUCACUUCCACAGUCUGGAGAUGAUGACGAUCUCGAUAUCCUCGAGGCGAAAUUGAAGGAAGCCUUCAAGAUGUUGACGACGUACGGAGUGAUUCAUGAAGAUACUCAAUUGCACAAUAUCUUCGUGGUUGAUGAUCGAGUAAUGGUUAUUGAUCUCGAACAAGCUUCGGUGUCAGACAACAUAUGGGACAGCAAUUUUAAUUCUGGUAGUGUGAACAAUACUAAUAAUGCUAGUGUGAGGAACAUCAUACGGGAAAUCAAGGCUCGUCGGUGGGGAACCAGAUUCAUUAUGGAACGGGAACGACGCUCAUACCGAGAGGCAACGGAACAGAAUUUAUGGAAACCUCUAGUGGUUCCGGACAUCCCAGCAUAUUGA